CCGCCGCCCCCGCCAUGGCCAACUUCACCGGCACCUGGAAGAUGCGCAGCUCGGAGAACUUCGAGGAGCUGCUGAAGACGCUGGGGGUCAACAUGAUGCUGCGGAAGAUCGCGGUGGCUGCGGCCUCCAAACCAGCCGUGGAGAUCAAGCAGGAGGGAUCCUCCUUCUACAUCAAGACCUCCACCACAGUUCGCACCACGGAGAUCCGUUUUGAGAUCGGCGAGGACUUUGAGGAGCAGACGGUGGAUGGGAGGCCUUGCAAGAGUUUGGCCAAGUGGGAGAACAACAACAAGAUCGUGUGUGAGCAGAAGCUGCUGAAAGGAGAAGGGCCCCAAACAAGCUGGACCCGGGAACUGACCAAUGACGGGGAGCUCAUCCUGACCAUGAAGGCGGACGACGUCGUCUGCACCCGGAUUUACGUCCGCGAGUGAAAGGACUCCAGCCAGUGCCAGACACAGCGGG
Molecule: messenger RNA, 462 nt
Organism: Protobothrops mucrosquamatus (brown spotted pit viper)
Lineage: Eukaryota; Metazoa; Chordata; Lepidosauria; Squamata; Viperidae
Gene: CRABP2
Product: cellular retinoic acid binding protein 2
Exons: 4
Coding region: 15-431 (138 amino acids)
Biological process (GO): fatty acid transport
Cellular component (GO): nucleus; cytosol
Molecular function (GO): fatty acid binding
Source: RefSeq, a predicted model, not a curated record